Molecule: messenger RNA, 612 nt
Organism: Ectocarpus siliculosus
Lineage: Eukaryota; Phaeophyceae; Ectocarpales; Ectocarpaceae
Source: the annotation of a GenBank genome assembly
AUGAUCGGUAUGAUGACCACCGUCCUCGGCCUUGGUCUGGCUCUGUUCAUCUCCAUAGAGGCCUACAGUCAAGGCGGCUUGUUUGCGUGGCAUCCGUUUCUGAUGUCGUUCGGUGCGCUUGGCCUACCCACCGCCGGCAUACAGGCGGUGAGAUCAAGACACGCCGUAGGAGGCAUGGCCCCCAAGACUCAACGGGUGCAGCUCCACAGCGCUCUCAGCAACUUGGCCCUAGCUUCCAUGCUGGGCGGACUGUACGCCAUCUACACCAACAAGGAGAAAAUGGGCAAGAAUCACUGGACUUCUUGGCACUCGUGGGCGGGGGUUCUGGCUCUCGCUCUCUGGGUGGGCAACGUUGCCCUCGCGGGAGCUAACACGGCCGACCUGGAGAAGAGACGCCUCUUGUUCUUGUGGAAAUCCCGGAAUCACCGGUGGGCUGGCAAGGCUGCGUUCUGCGCAGGUCUCGGGGCUGUUGUCCUGGGAUUGCACAGCGGUUGGGGGUUGCGGUCCCUCGGCGGAGAGCGGGGCGCGUGGGCCUUGACUGCGGGAGUCCUGGGAGUGUUCGUGGGCAUCGUGGCAUCGGGAGGAGAGGCUCAAGCCCCCAAGAAGGCCUAG